This is a messenger RNA of Vigna unguiculata (cowpea), 1548 nucleotides long. RefSeq names its product MYB-like transcription factor EOBI. Gene Ontology annotation, cellular component: nucleus. Gene Ontology annotation, biological process: regulation of DNA-templated transcription. The record is from RefSeq and is a predicted model, not a curated record. Gene Ontology annotation, molecular function: DNA-binding transcription factor activity; sequence-specific DNA binding. NCBI's taxonomy places the organism in Eukaryota, Viridiplantae, Streptophyta, Magnoliopsida, Fabales, Fabaceae.
UUCCCUUUCUCCUUCCGUAUUUAUAAGAACCUCACCCUUCUUUAUCUCCCUUGUAACAAUCCAAUCCAACACAACUCAACUCCCUUUUCUCUCCCCAUCUCAAUCUCCAAACUCAACACAACACAACCUAUUACAAACAAAAAAACAAACAAACCUCUUUCUUUCCUUGUUUCUUGUUCCACUCAUCAAUGGAUGAAAAAGGAAGAACAACAAGCCUUUUGAGUGAGGACGAGAUGGAGCUUCGAAGAGGCCCUUGGACCGUCGAUGAGGACCUCACUCUCAUCAAUUACAUUGCCACUCACGGCGAAGGUCGCUGGAACACCCUCGCCCUCUCUGCAGGGCUCAAACGAACGGGGAAGAGUUGCAGAUUGAGGUGGCUCAACUAUCUUCGUCCUGAUGUUCGACGUGGAAACAUCACGCUCGAGGAACAACUUUUGAUCCUCGAACUCCAUUCUCGCUGGGGAAACCGAUGGUCGAAAAUUGCUCAAUAUCUGCCUGGUAGAACGGACAAUGAGAUAAAGAACUAUUGGAGAACUCGUGUCCAGAAGCAUGCCAAACAACUCAAAUGUGACGUCAACAGCAAACAAUUCAAGGACGCCAUGCGUUACCUCUGGAUGCCCAGGUUGGUGGAACGCAUUCAAGCAGCUGCAACUGCAACCGCAACCGCCUCAGUCACCACCAACGAUGCGUACACCUCUGAGAACAACCUUAAAAACAACCACAUGGAGGUUCAUAAUAAUCUCAAGGAAAAAAUGGGAUUCAUCGAACCUUCACCACCCAUGAACAACGACUUCGUGGCUUCCUACGUCAUGCAAAGUCACACCCCAGACAACAGUAGCACGGCUUUGUCUUCAUCGGACUCGUUCGGGACUCAAGUCUCGACAAAAUCUGAUCUCACUGAUUAUUACAGCGUUCCGGUUAGCAGUAACAAUAACAACACUGCUACUCCUGCGGAUUAUUACCAACCCUCUCAGAUCAAUUGCAUCACAGGCACACCCGGGUUUUUCCCUCCGGGAUUGGAUUUUCAAUCCCUAGAUCCCUGGAACCUGCAGAAUGGGGACUCGUCUGACAAUUUUUGGAACGUUGAGAACAUGUUCUUCUUGGAGCAACAUCUCAUGAACGACAACAUGUGAAACAUUGGAAAAUCAAAAAAAAAAAAAAAAAAAAAACUCAGAUGCAAUAUUCUUUAAGUAAGUUUAGCGCUGUAUUUUAAUUAAAGUUAAAGUUAUAACGUUUAUUGAAGUGAAACUUUAAUUUUAAUUGAAUAACAGCACUAAAAAUAGGAGUUGUUUUCAAGUUGUACUCUUUUACAGAUACCAAGAACAGGGUUUGAUUGUGAAAUAUGGAGAGGUGGCAGUAGAAAAAAAAAUAGAGACAUCAAAUAAAUAAAUUAGUACCUAGGUAUACAGAAUCCAUGAUGAUGGAGGUGUUAUCUGAAAAUUGUGGAUUACAAGAAUAGAGAAGGAAUUAAUUAUUUUUCAGCUUAUUAAAAAUAGUUGGGUUGUUUUUUCAUUUUUAUUGUAAUGGUGUAAGUUGUUGUUUUCUUUA